Lactuca virosa is the source of this 585-nucleotide messenger RNA. NCBI's taxonomy places the organism in Eukaryota, Viridiplantae, Streptophyta, Magnoliopsida, Asterales, Asteraceae. The record is from the annotation of a GenBank genome assembly.
AUGCCCUUCUUCUUUCUUGUGUUUCAGGUUGUUUUCUCACUACCACAGAUGCUGAUGGUGGACUCCAGGUUCAACAAGGAAGGAAAUCUUCUUGUUGUUGCUACUGCUGACAAUGGGAUCAAGAUUCUUGCAAAUGCUUCUGGUUUGAGUGGAAUCAAGAGCUCCCAGUGUAGCUUCUUAGUGAGAAACAAGUUGAAAUUUCCUAGACAAAGAGUUCAAGCCUCUCAAAAACCUCGUAAAUCAGGGAAAAAUGAAGGAGCACUUGGUGCCACAUGUCGUGCUGAACAGAUCCUGAUAGCAAACAGAGGGGAAAUUGCAGUGAGAGUGAUCAGAACUGCUCAUGAGAUGGGGAUUCCCUGUGUUGCUGUCUACUCCACCAUUGAUAAGGAUGCACUUCAUGUGAAACUAGCGGAUGAGUCAGUUUGCAUAGGGGAUGCUCCCAGUAGUCAAUCGUACUUGUUGAUACCCAAUGUCCUUUCUGUUGCUAUCAGUCAUGGAUGUACAAUGUUACAUCCUGGUUAUAGUUUCUUUGCUGAGAAUGCUGUUUUUGUUGAGAUGUGGAGGACAUGGAAUCAACAUCAUUGA